UAAUCUUUUUUAUUACCCUGUCUCUUUCAAGUAGAACACAUACAGUUGGUGUAUGUUGAUAAAUUGACUAAAUCGAUUUCGUAAAAUUUUAGAGAGAUCUCGGAUUUGAAAUAGUUAUACGGUACCCUUACAACACGUUAAUAAUGUCCUUUUUACUGCAGUUGUACUUGUGUGUAUGUGCAUCGUAUAUGUGUGGUUUCGAGGAAAGAAAAUCAUUUAAUUGAAGCUUAACGGGCGCAUUAUUUUUGCUUAAGAGAUGUGUUUCUCUACUGUAGCUAAGAAUAUUCCAGUCCCCAAAACUCAUGGUCUAAAGAAAUUUCGAGGCCGGAUCAUUAUUCUAGAGUGAUCUGGGCACACUAACGUGAUUAAAAAAAUACAUGGACAACAUUAUUUAGAUGUACGAGAAUGCAGUGUAUUUUGUCCGUUCAUAUCUCUGUACAGAGGGGGCUGCUUCAUCAAACCUGUAUGACGGAACGAUUCGCCACCAGAAUAUAUUACUUAAUACUAUCAGUCCCAUAGAAUGCGAAUAUGUUGGCAAUAUAGAUAGAAAAGGUAGGAAAGUAACACCAUUUCAACACUAGUUCUAUUAGGCGACGAAAACAGAUAAAUAAGAUAAGCAGCAGCAGCGGCGGCGCUGUUAGCGCGAGGAGACGUUCGUCUUGUAGUCACGGGGCUGCUAGCCGGCAUCUGACGUCACACGUUAUUCCGUUCACCCCUGAUUGGCCUCCUCUGACUGCCACAUGUUGGGUGCCAACUUGGCCAAUAGCCGCUAUCUAUUCAGCUGAUUUCAAAGCAUCCGCUACGCCUCAGUGGACGGGCUUUCGAUGUUACUUCGUCGCCGCUGUCACUAUGGUAGCGGUGGUAGAUGGCAACCGGCGAUCAUCGCCUGCUCAGCAGCUUGAUGGUCUGCCCCAUGGUGUUGUCAUAAUAAAUAAGCCGCCGACCCCGUCUGACUGCCUCCCAGUCAGCCAGCCAGCCAGCCAACCCCUUCAUGCCUAUUUCUUCCUCAGCAUCUAGCCGGUAGCCGACACUGUGUACAAUGUGAAGCUGUCGAGCGUAUGGCUUCUCAAACUUGAACUAGCCUUGUUCGAGAACACGGUGUUCUUCACAUGCUGCUGCCAUGCUCGAUUUUAGAUGAAUCGCCACAAUAUCGAAGACAUAAAGGUAAACAUGGGCAUACAUGCAUUCGCAACAUAGUGGCAACGACUUGCAGUCGCGUCCUCGUUGUCACAUACUCGCCGUGUGCGAAGCAAACGAUGAUGCACAUGUACAGCUGAAGCCAACACAAGCGAAGUGAAAGUCACCACAUGCCAUUAUUUAUAGAUAGGAGCAUCGGACGUCUUGCGCCAGCCGUAUCGUCCACGAGAAAAACAGACAGGGGUGUGUUCCUAGCAGACGACAUGCUUAUCGGCCUGUCUGACUGGUUGGCGACAACCAACGACGUUAUUUGGACGCGGCUGGUAACAAUAGUUGUGCGCUGCCUAUCUGUCUGUUUGUCUGUCGGCCUGUCUGUCGGUCUGUCUGGUUCGGCGUUGGCCCUAACCCUAACGUUUCAAUGCUAGCCCACGGUUGACGGCUGCUUCUACCGUUCACUUGCCGACGACCUCGCAGCAAGAAGGGCUCCGACACGAAAAAAUUGGCUUUCAACCGAUUUUAAUAACCCGGAUUGAUUUUUGGGACAGUGCGCACGCGCUCUGUGACUGACCGUGCCCGGCUCGCAACACGAAUAACCAUGGACUCGAUGGCGACCACGGUUCCCGACACCCAUAAUUCCCCGCCUCCAAACCCUAACCUAAACUCGCCGGAGCAAUUUACCAAUGGACCCCCAAGCAAUGGAACGGACUCAUCCAACAAUAACAACAACGAACUUUCGGAAAAUCCUGGGAAAUGCUACGAUGAGCUUUUUCCGGCUCUUCCGGGCUCCUGUCUUGACGGCGCUCCCACUCCAACCGUCAAUGGUUCCAAAAGCAUUGCGGGCUCAUGGGGCAUGAUCGCGCUGCCUGCGGCCAAAUCGUUGCCAGCUUUACGUGCCAUUAAUAAGACUGAGUUUUUUACGAUUGCUUCGGAGGAACGCCGUCUUAAGGACACACCUUCAGCAACCAAAUUUGGAGGCACCGUUGAUGGCGAUCAAGUGUCGAAUCAAGAAAAAAAAGUUGUGCACGGCAUCGGCAAUAAAACAGACACCUCGAUCGAACUUAGCGUCUCAAAAAUGGACAGGGGUCUCACCGUUGUCAUUAAUGGUAACCCAAAAAGUGUACUAGAGGCCAAGAAGCAAAUCACCAAGGAAUUGGUACGCGAGGCGCAAACAGAUAUGGUUAUACCCAAGGAACAUCACAGACACGUCCUUGGUGUAAAGGCUCAAAAGCUUCGCACUCUCGAGCAAGAGACAGGUACAAAGAUCACCGUGCCAAGGACUGAGGAAAACUCUGAAAUCAUUUCGAUAAAAGGACCGAAAGAGGGUACCGCACAAGCUGCUCAUAGGAUACAGGCUUUAUCCGAUGAUUUGGCGAGGAAUGAUCGCGAGGAACUUGAUGUUGAAAAGAAAUAUCAUGUGUUUAUUUACGGACCCAACAGUAAAACACUCGAAAGCAUUCGGCAGCAGACCGGAGCCAAGAUCCGCGUACCUUCUUUAACGGUCAAAGAAGAUCAAAAGAUUACGAUCGCCGGCGAAAAGGACGCUGUGGCUAAAGCCAAGGAGAUGAUUGCUAAUCUCUAUAAGGAGUGCAAGGCUAACAUCAAGGACACCUCGAUACAGGUUCCUAAAGAGCAGCAUAAGUAUAUUCUCGGCCGCGGUGGUCAGACCCUUCAAGACAUGUUCGAAAAGACCGGCGUUUGGAUCGAAGUUCCACCUCAGGAGAGUGAUUCACAGACAAUUACCUUGUUCGGCGAGACUAAUAAGCUUGGCAAAGCACUGUCUCUUGUAUUCGAGAAGGCCCACAGCGCAAAAAAAGUCGAGGUUUCCGCCCCAACGUGGCUGUAUAAACAUUUGAUUGGCAAGAAGGGCGAGAAUAUCAAUCGAAUUCGUAAAAAUAAGGAUACUCAUGUGGAAUUUAGUGAUCAAUCGAUCAAGAUCGAAGGUGCUAGUGACUCCGUCGAUCAGGUAUGUCGUCAACUUCAAGAGGAGAUCGAUGAUAUAAUGACGCGAUUGACUUCGGUUGAAUUACACGCUCCUCCGUCGUAUCAUCCGCACAUCAUAGGCAAGAAUGGUGCAAAUGUGAACCGGCUUAAGAAUGACCUUAACGUGAAAAUCCAUAUUCCGUCGGCAAACGAUGAGACCAACCCUGACGUGAUUACGAUCGAGGGCGAGCCUCAGGACGUGGCCAAGGCAAAGCAGGAACUCGAGGAAAUGAUCGACAAACUACGCAACGAGCACACUCGUGAAUUGAGGUGCGAGAGCCGUCUGCAUGGCCAAAUUAUCGGGCAAGGUGGAGAGAAGAUCUCAGAGAUUAGAAAGAGGUUUAAUCAGGUGAACAUCUCGUUCCCUUUAGCUGCUAAAAAUCUUGACAUGAUUACUAUCCGCGGUGACCGCCGCGACGUUGAUGAGUGCUACGCGUACCUUGCUGGCCUUGUCAAGGAUCUGCAACGCACCCAGUACAAACUCGACGUUCCCCUAUUCCGUCAAUUUGUACGUUUCCUUCAAAGUCCCAAAGGUCGCUCAAUUUUAAGCUCAAUUCAGCAAGAAACUGGAGCUAAAGUUCAGUUGCCGAAGGACGGUGUUUCAGGCACUAGUGGAGGUUCCGAGCAGGUUUCGGUGAUCGCUGAAAAGGAUAAAGCCGAAAAGGCCCGGGCGCUACUGCUUGAACAGCAGAGGAAAAAUGCGGAUGUUGUUGAGAAGGAGGUUUUCAUUUCCAGCAAGUUACAUGGGACACUUCAGCGCUAUAAGCGCGCGCUUCUACAGUCAAUUCUGGAGGAAGCUGGAUGUAGCAUCUCUGAGGUUGAUGUUGAAUUCCCCGCACCUGGAUCGAAUUCCGACCGUUGCCUUAUAUCUGGACCAAAAGAUAUGGUCAACCGCGCAAAGGCACGUCUUGAACAGGUUAAUGAACGCCAGUUGGGUGCCCACAGUGAAGAGCUAAGGGCUCGAUCUGAACAUCAUCGCUUCCUCAUAGGUCGACAAGGCGCUAACAUCAAAAAGAUUCGUGAAAAGAUUUCUGCCCAAAUUAUAUUUCCUGCAGAAGACAGCGAAGAUAGGGAGACAAUCGUGAUUGUAGGCCGAGAACAAGAUGUAAAGGCUGCUCGCAAGGAACUAGAAGCGAUGAUCACAGAACUAGAGAAUCAAACACAGGACAAAAUGAUUAUUCCCGCUAAAUAUCAUAAGCAUUUCAUCGCCCGCCGUGCCGAGGUUUUGUCGCACAUUCUAGAAGAAUCUGAUGUUCAGGUGAGCUUUCCGAAAAGUAGUAGCGGUUCCGAAGAAGUAACUUUAAAAGGACCUAAGGAUUCUGUCGCCGAAGUUAAGCAGCGCCUUCUCGAGAUUACGAAGGAACUCGAUAACCAGAUCACCAUGAAUUGUGUUAUCCCACAGGCGCACCAUCGUGCCGUCAUGGGCGCUAAAGGCGUACACGUGCAGGGCAUUACGAGAGAGUUCGGCGUUCACAUAAAGUUUCCCGAAAAGCAACAAACCCCAGUUUCGGCAAGUGGUGAAGAAGGGUCAAAAGAGCUCCCGGAUGGGGACAUUUCAGCUGACGUAAGUGAGGCCGUUCGCAACACAAUCGUCAUUACUGGGUCGCCUGACAAGUGUAGGGCCGCGAAGGCCGCGCUCGAGGCUCUGGUACCAGUUACUGAGGAGGUUUCUGUUGACGCAAAGCUGCAUCGAUUCAUCAUUGGCCAGAAGGGCAAAGACGUCCGUGAGCUCAUGGAUAAAUACGAAGUUAAUAUCAAGGUACCACAAGCGACAGAAGGUUUGGAUAUUGUCAGGGUAACUGGACCUGCUCAAAACGUGGCACGUUGCCGCGUGGAGCUCGAUGAGCGCAUUAAAAACCUUCUUGAGGAGGAAGAGGACAGAAAAUUGCGCUCAUUUUCACUAAAUAUUAAAGUGCCCGCCAAGCACCACUCGAAAAUCGUCGGCCGCAAGGGUGCAGUUGUUACAAAGUUGCGAGCCGACUAUAACGUGCAGAUCCAGUUCCCUGCGAAGAACGAACGCGGAGCGACAGAGGGUGGCUACGAUGAUGAGGCCGCUGGUGGCGGCGAUGUGAUAACCGUCACCGGCUACGAGCAGAAUGUCUGCGCAGCCUGUGACGAAAUCCACCGCUUUGUCGAGGAACUAGAGAAUAUGGUGACUCGAGCUAUAAAACUUGAUCACCGAAUACACUCCCGCAUCAUUGGCCAACGAGGACGAAAUGUGCGGAAGUUCAUGGAUGAGUUCAAAGUGGAAAUUAAGUUUCCACGACCGGACGCUGAAGAUCCAGACUUGGUGGAGAUUGUCGGGGCAGAAGACAAUGUCGAAAAUGCGGUGCAACAUCUCAAAAAUCUGGAGGAUGAGCUUAUGGAAUACGUCACCGAAGAGAAGGCUUAUCAGCGGCCUCAAAAGCAGACACUUAACAACAUAUUCCAGAGUUCCAGUGUAGGAGAUACCGGCGGAACCCGUCAGGGCUUCGUUGUUACGGGUGCCCCGUGGUCACAGUCACAGAACUCGAGUCAGAAUCAGGCUGUGCCCGAUUCGGCCAGCCAAUCGGAUUUUCCUUCUUUCGGAGCCAAGGCCGGACAGAAUGGCUCAGGUGUGGCUUGGGGUCCCCGUCGUUAGAUAUCUAACUUUAGGAUGACAACACCGGACGACACAGUAAUCGCAGUAACGAUGCACGGCGUUGAUGCAGUAGAAAUAGAAAAAGGUGAUUCAACGAAAUCUUGUUAAGAGGUUGGCAACGCCCAGUAGUGUUUUUACUUGUUAUGCUGUGUGCUCGGCUGUUGCUAUUCGUUGUGUUAUCGCUGCUCACAUUAAGACAACGAACAUCCGUCAGACAGUGAUCAUUAACAUCAUUCUAUUGUGAUGAUAGUUGCAGCGAAAAUCCUUCGACAGCCUAGCUGUAAGGGAAUAUGACAAUUUCGCGGCAUAGCGAUUUAGAAAAAAAAAAAGCAGCCUGAAAUAAAAAUUAGGAAAACGCCAAUCGAGUGAGAUAAGAACGAACGUACAGAGGGGGGAGACAGAGGGGGCGGAAAAGUCUAGAAAACCGGAAAAUGAUUCAUUCAGUCAAUGUGCAUGGCGUGAAAGACCACCAUCGACACCCAUGUCAGCAUCAUCGUCGUGACUACCAUUGUCCGGGGUAACGGAAGGUUCGUCGAGGCUGUGGUAGUAUUAGUAGUAAUAACGAUAAUACUUAUAAUAAUAAUAAUAAUAAUGGCAGUUAGUCGUGGUAGAAAAUGUUAGCCAGUGCUUUGUAGCGUGGUGGUUGUCGAUCGGUAAUUUUAUAGCAAGCGCAAACUGUGUGGGAAGGAGUAUAGAAGUAUGUAUUGGCUCGUCAGUUGAGGAGUCAAUGCUGAUUCAAUAAGGAUGAUCGUGGUGAUAAUGCCCGCCAUUAUGAUGAUGAUGAAAUUUGUGGUAGAGAUGGUGGUCAAAACGGAGCUGAUGGUUAUAGAAAAUGAAAAACAGGUUGUUUUAGAUAAAGUGACAACUCUUUGGAAAACAAAUAAAACGAAGGAAGCGAUUACAUCAGAAGGAAUCAGGGAAAAAGCAAAUAGAUAUAGACGAGAAAGGAAUGCAGAUCGAGUAGUCGGCGAUAGAUGUUUGGCUGGAUCACUUCGUUCAAACAAAAAACAAAAAGUCAUUCUUAAACGUAGUAUCGAUGAAGCCCAUGUCAGCGGUGAAAAGAGGGAAACUACAAGAAUAUUCGCGUACGAGAAUGAAUUUUCAGUAACUACGUGGGUAACUGCGAACGUAUACCAGGAACGAUGCAUUACCGAAAAGGGACAGGAAAGAGAGAAUGCGUUAGCGAGAGACAGGAACAUUGCGAGCGAGAGUGAGAAGUAUUGUAGCAAUGAACGAAAACCAAGUUGAUAAAAAAAAAUAAAAUCUUUGUGAGAAGAAAAUGGACGAAAAGAUAAAAAAAAAAAAGCAGAGAAACACCGUAAACAGAGCGACAUAAUAGAGGAAAGCGAA
Varroa destructor (honeybee mite) is the source of this 7087-nucleotide messenger RNA. It is a transcript of the gene Dp1, whose product is annotated as satellite-binding protein 1 Dp1. NCBI's taxonomy places the organism in Eukaryota, Metazoa, Arthropoda, Arachnida, Mesostigmata, Varroidae. The record is from RefSeq and is a predicted model, not a curated record. Gene Ontology annotation, molecular function: mRNA binding.